UGCCUCAGCAUUCCCACUGGUUUGCUGCCCCAUUUCUGUCUGCAUAGCAAUUAAACUUAGGGGAAAAAACUGUUUUUCCAUUGGAAGGAUAUGGGACAAGCUGUGAAUUAAUUGUUUGUUUGUUUUUAAGAUUGUUUGGGCCUGAAAAUACUGACAUGACUUUGCCUCCUGUGAAAUUUAAAUGCAUUCUAAUAAUCAUUUCUACUUUUGCAUAUGUAAAUUAUAAAUCAACAAGUACAUUUUAUGCAGAUUUAUGUCCUAUAUACCUGGGCCAUAAACCUCAUUAAAUGCUUAGCAACAUGUCUGAUACUAAAUGCACGUGUUUAGAACCAUCUCCAAAAUCCAGAAGGUUUGCUGUUUGUAACCUCUGCAGUGCAUCUGUUUGUGCUCUUUAUCUGACAAAUUGAAUCAAUUGUGAAUGGGAUGUUUCAUGAACUUUCUGUGCUUGCUGGUACUCUUAAGAAAACUUUUGAUGGCACAAAGACCUCAUCUUUGCAGAGAAUCAUUAAUGCAGCACCUCUUUAUUGUUUUUCUACAGUUCUCAUUUGUUAUACUCACACAAAACAAGAAGGGACUCAGAAAUCUCCUUUAUCAAUCGUUACAGCAUUGGUGGAUAAAAUUGGGUUGUGGGAGCAGCACAUUCAUCCCGAUCUUGAUAUCAAGUUCACUGGAAAUGUUUCAUGGGUAGGAAAAACAUCCAUGGAAGUGAAGAUGCACAUGCUUCAGUUACUUAAUGGUGUCUAUUGCCCCGUGUUAGAUGCAACUUUUGUCAUGGUGGCCCGAGAUCCAGAAAAUAAAAGGCCAGCGUUUGUGAAUCCAUUGAUUCUUGAAACUCCAGAGGAAGAAAACAUAUUCAAGGAAGGAGAACUGAACAAGGUCAGAAGAAUUGAUUCCUCUCGGGCCUCCUUGCUAAAAAUGGCUCCUACUGCAGAUGAAAGAAACAUUAUCCACAACUUAUUCCUUAAUACACUGGACUCAAGAACGGUGAGUUUUCGUAGUCGCUUGUUGCCACCCAACUCCAUGUGGAUGGAAGAUACAAAAUUGAAGAGUUUGGAGAUUUGCCAUCCUCAGGAACGUAACAUUUUCAACAGAAUCUUUGGGGGAUUUCUCAUGAGAAAGGCAUAUGAACUUGGAUGGGCUUGUGCCUACAGCUAUGGAAAUAUCAGGCCUUAUGUGGUAGCCGUAGAUGAUAUUAUGUUUCAAAAACCAGUUGAAAUUGGAUCAUUAUUACUACUUUCUUCUCAGGUAUGCUAUACUGAAAAAAAUUACAUCCAGGUUCGGGUGCACAGUGAGGUUUAUGAUCCAGAUACCAGAGUACACCAUACCACAAAUGUCUUCCAUUUCACUUUUAUGUUAGAUAAGGUGAUACCAGAUGUUGUCCCCAAGACAUAUGGUGAAUCGAUGCUGUAUUUGGAUGGGAAGCGGCAUUUUGAUUCAGCUAUGAAAGAAGACAGUGCAUAAUAAGAGCACAGCACCAUAGCAAAAUGCUACAUUUGGAAAGAGGUUUACUUCAGGCAUGCUGCUUACCAGAAGGAGAUGAGAGAACAUUUUUACUCUUAAAAUAGUAUCAUGAAAGCAGAAUCCUCCAAAGCACAGGUUUCUAUCCAAAUUUUGUUACUACUUUUUAUGCAGGUUAAUUUGUUAUUUACUGUAUUGUAGGUUAAUUUAUUUAUUAUAUUUUAUGCAUGCCUUCCUUUUGUGCAAAAGAAUUAAUAUAGUACUGUAACCAUCACAAGUCAUUGGCAAAAUGAAGAAAGGUAAUUCCAUGAAACUAGCAGUGAAAGUCAUCAAAUACGAAGGUGGAUGAAAUCUUCCAGUUUUUUUGGUUCAGAGGAGGUAUCUCCAUUGAACUUAAUUUACGUUUGCCUUUAAGCAUUUACUACCACUGACUUGUAGAGGCUUACAGGUCAAUUCAGAUGCAUUAAGGCCUUUAUGCUGCCUUAUGUAGCAUCUCAUCCAUGGGGUGUCCAUUCUAAAAGAGAUGAUAAAAGCUCCUCUAAGGUUAAAGGCCUUCAUGACCCUGAUGGCACAUAUUUCUACCAAUCCCCUGACUUGUGGUAGGACUGUAAAUGUUGCUCCAUAGCUUAAAACCAACAAACAGACAGACAGACAAACUGUGUGAGUAGCUGUUGCCUGGGCCAAAUCCAGAUCGGGUCAGACAGGAAUUUUUUCGAAGGAACUAUAGGCAGGUAUGGCUGCCACAGAAAGUUUAUUGCAACUUUCUCAAACUAAGCAAGAACGUCUCAUGAAUUCAGUCUUUGAUGCACUCUCAGCCAGAUACAAAAACACUUUACUGAAAAUGUGUAUAUUUUACAUUUUAUAUAUACAAUAAAUAUAAGUGUGUAUGC
Messenger RNA from Varanus komodoensis (Komodo dragon), 2348 nucleotides. RefSeq names its product acyl-coenzyme A thioesterase 9, mitochondrial-like. Lineage: Eukaryota; Metazoa; Chordata; Lepidosauria; Squamata; Varanidae. Gene Ontology annotation, biological process: acyl-CoA metabolic process. Gene Ontology annotation, cellular component: mitochondrion. Gene Ontology annotation, molecular function: fatty acyl-CoA hydrolase activity. The transcript has 10 exons. The coding region runs from base 424 to 1461 and encodes 345 amino acids. The record is from RefSeq and is a predicted model, not a curated record.